Parnassius apollo (apollo) is the source of this 321-nucleotide messenger RNA. The record is from the annotation of a GenBank genome assembly. NCBI's taxonomy places the organism in Eukaryota, Metazoa, Arthropoda, Insecta, Lepidoptera, Papilionidae.
AUGAAGCCUAGGAUGAAGCGCGCAUUACAAGAAAAAGAAAUUCAAAAUAUCUUGCAAGAAGAUAUUCCUUCAGAUCCUGAAAGUUGUGUGGAGUCAGAUUCGGACUGUGGCUCAGAACCAGACAUUUAUCAAGCUCCCGAAUUCACCCUUGGUAAUGACACUAUCGCUGUGCAGACAUUCAAUGACAACUUUGACUCGGAUGAUGAUAUACCUCUGGCUAAUUUUGGAAGUACCGCUACUACCUCUGCUUCUACUUCUCAACCACGUGAUGAUAUUUCUUCGACAUUUCGGCCACCGAAAUGGAAAAAAGCUACACUAUGA